AUGGCUGCGUCUUCUCUUAGAGUGGCCGCAAACAUGCGUCUUCCUCCUGAAGUCAACAGGAUUCUCUUCGUCAAAUGCUUACCUUACAAGAUUUCCACAGAAGACAUGUAUGAUAUCUUUGGAAAGUACGGAGCCAUUCGACAAAUCCGCCUCGGCAACACCAACCAAACAAGAGGAACAGCAUAUGUUGUUUACGAGGAUCUAUUCGAAGCGAAGGGGGCUUGUGAGAGUCUCAAUGGAUUUCAAGUGGCCGGUCGUUAUCUGAUUGUACGCAGCUGA
This is a messenger RNA of Chondrus crispus (carragheen), 279 nucleotides long. RefSeq names its product Putative Pre-mRNA branch site p14-like protein. Gene Ontology annotation, cellular component: ribonucleoprotein complex; cytoplasm; nucleus. Gene Ontology annotation, molecular function: mRNA binding. The record is from RefSeq and is a predicted model, not a curated record. NCBI's taxonomy places the organism in Eukaryota, Rhodophyta, Florideophyceae, Gigartinales, Gigartinaceae. The transcript is spliced from 2 exons. Bases 1 to 279 code for a protein of 92 amino acids.